AUGCAUGUGGACAGCAGGGGGAACCCUUCAGUCAGACGCCGCAGACCAGCUGUGGCCUGCACCGAAUGCCGACGACGGAAGAUUCGAUGUGACCAGGCGAUACCUUGCCGUCACUGUGAGAAGGCGGCUCUGCGGUGUAUCUAUAACCAUUUGCGUCCCAAUAUCAGCCAAUCCAACAUCACUCCACCUGCAACAGCGCGGGUGAUAAUCCCAGGCUCGCAGUCCAGCGCGAACGAUUCUCCGCAAUUGACGCUAAGUAAGGACAACAAGUUUCACGGGUUUGGGAGUGGCUCCCUGGAUAGCGACCUCUCAUUAGACUACGUGCCUCCAGCCCUGCCGACAAGCCCGUCCAUCUUCGCCGAGCCCAAUUCGGUCCUCUCCUCCGUGACGCAACCACUAGCCUGGGAUAUCGUGCCUCCGGAGACCGGCGUUGAAUUCCUGGCCGAGUCCGACUCCGUGGCUAACCUGCAGGGCCAGAUCGGGGAGUUGCGGGACCAACAUACCGCGCCGUGGAAGGAAAUACUCCACUGUGACCCUGACACGUUCUGGUUCGAUUCCGAAGAUCUACGACGGAUGCAGAGGAAGAUCCGCGAUCUCGAGCUCUCGCUAGCCACGUCCAAGAUGCCUUCGGAAUGGCUCUAUUGGUCUCCAGGCUCUACAAUACCCGAAGUGUCAAGCCUAAUCCCCCAACGAGCCACUUGUGAUGUGCUACUGGAGUUGCACGUCAAUACUUUCGAGUCUUCGAUUCGCAUACUGCACAUACCGUCGUUCUAUCAAGAGUAUAGACAGUAUUGGGAGAGCCCGGACAGCACCAGCGAUGUCUUUCUGUGCAAGUUGCUGCUGGCCAUGGCAAUCAGAACGUUGUUCGUCCCCGCCUCGCCAUCAGCAGGCCAGUUGGCAGACAUGCGGUCUCGGGCAUUGGCGUGGAUGCACUACGGCCAUCAAUGGCUGUUUCAAAAGAUCGUGCUCGACGCUCAGCUCAACCUCGAUAUCCUGCAGGUCGGGUGUCUCCUGCUUUUAUGUCGCCAUACCAGUCCUACUGCCAUCGGUGAUCGGCAUUUCUGGCUAUCGGAGGACUGUUUGGUCCGGAUGGCCAUGAAACUCGGCCUCCAUCGGGACCCCCACGUCCGUAAUCCCGCAAUGCUCGGCACCGAGGUUGAAGUCCGAAGACGGCUCUGGGUGACCCUGCUCGAGCUUUCGCUCCAGGCUUGUCUGGACGCCGAACUUCCUGCCCCACUGCCCAGCGAUGGUGGGUUUGACACCGAACUCCCCUCGAAUUUGUCCGAUACCGAUCUCGGUUCGGUGGCUACGCUGUGCGAUCCCAAGCCCCGCUCCUUUUUCACCCAUUCCACCAUGCAGAUUCUUCUCGCCGAGACACAGAGAAUCCGGAUUCGUAUUUUGAAUCUGUUGUACUCCCCCACCACAAGAAUACCGUAUGAGGAGGCACUGAAGCUAGCAUCCGAGCUUAGGCGGGUCUGCAAUGCCAACUUACGAUUGUUGCAAUCCUUUACCCCUCAAGCACCGGGCGCUGUUAUGCCCACCGAGUUCCAGAUCAAGAUUCUCGACCUCUGGACCCGAAGGUUUCUUCUAGCUUCCAUAUGCCGACGAAUCGGCCGCAUCGAUGCGUCCUUGCUUCUGCUGUCCUAUCCUCUGUCCCACAACACCGCCACUGGCCAUUCUUCGCCAAUCGGCAGUUACUACCCCCAAUUGCAGAUCUCCGGCCAGGGCAUCUUCAAGAACGUCCUGCGACAGGCCACUGAAGCAAUUUGCCAGGAUCUGAUCCAGGAGCUGGUGGAGGAUGCGUUCCCAAUCACGGAUCGAGAUCCCCAUACCAAGCUCUGCCAAAUUAUAAAAGACUCGAUCAGUAUCUACCGGACACGUAUGGAGCAGAACCAACCUUGUAUGCGGGAGUAUGUGGCAUUUUUAUGCGCAUCUGCGCAGAUUGAGGCAUUACGCUCGGGAUGGCAUGGGAAAUAUGAUAUUUUUCCAACGGCAAAAAAGGCUCUGGGGCAAUGCCACCAUAUCCUUGAGUCAGCGCAAUGGUCCAACAGCCCUGAAAAGAAUUGGGCGGAAACAAUGCAUGUGCUGGAUAUUGAUCAAGGUAUGAACUUCCAGGCCGACCUAUUGUCAGCCCCAGGCGUUUCGCCUCCUUCACCUCCUUCAUCGUCUUCCUUUUUUGGAGCAUGGACUCAGACACACAGUCCCCUAGGGAGCUCAUCACAGUAG
Molecule: messenger RNA, 2226 nt
Organism: Aspergillus fischeri NRRL 181
Lineage: Eukaryota; Fungi; Ascomycota; Eurotiomycetes; Eurotiales; Aspergillaceae
Product: C6 zinc finger domain protein
Exons: 2
Coding region: 1-2226 (741 amino acids)
Biological process (GO): DNA-templated transcription; regulation of transcription by RNA polymerase II
Cellular component (GO): nucleus
Molecular function (GO): DNA-binding transcription activator activity, RNA polymerase II-specific; RNA polymerase II cis-regulatory region sequence-specific DNA binding; zinc ion binding
Source: RefSeq, a predicted model, not a curated record